AUGGAGUGUAACAAAAUUCAGUUAGUUGCAAUAUUGUCAUUCAUUUUUCUUGUUCAAAACAUUCAAGGAUGGGGAGAAGAAGGACACGCCAUUACUUGUAAGAUCGCCCAGGCUCGUUUGACCGAUGCGGCCGCUGAUGCUGUCAAACAAUUGCUGCCUGCUUAUGCGAAUGAUGAUUUGUCAAGUGUUUGUACAUGGGCUGAUCGCGUCAAGUUUGCUCUUCGUUGGACGUCUGCUUUGCACUACGCCGAUACUCCUCCUAAGCUUUGCAAUUUCCAAUAUGCUAGGGAUUGCAAGGAUUUGAAUGGUGUGAAAGAUGUAUGUGUUGUUGGAGCAAUUAACAAUUACACUACUCAACUUCUUGACUAUGGCAAAAAAGACACUCAAUACAAUCUUACACAAGCACUUCUUUUCCUUUCUCAUUUUAUGGGAGAUGUCCAUCAGCCUCUACAUACUGGUUUUACCACAGACAAGGGAGGAAAUACAAUCGAUGUUCAUUGGUACACAAGGAAACAAAAUCUUCACCAUGUUUGGGAUGCUAACAUUAUUGAAACAGCACAAGAAAGAUUCUAUGACAAUAACAUUGAUGAAUACUUCAAAGACAUUCAAACAAAUAUCACGAAAACAUGGUCAAAUGAAGUAGCAGAUUGGGAAGCUUGCAGUUCUGAUCUGGCUACAUGUCCAAAUGUUUAUGCAUCUGAAGGUGUUAAGGAUGCUUGUCAAUACGCAUAUAAAGAUGCUCCUGAAGAUUCUACUCUAGAAGAUGAUUACUUCCUAUCGCGUUUGCCGAUCGUCAGUUUGCGAUUAGCUCAAGGAGGAGUUCGAUUGGCCGCAACUCUCAAUCGUAUUUUUCAGUGA
Molecule: messenger RNA, 858 nt
Organism: Vicia faba (fava bean)
Lineage: Eukaryota; Viridiplantae; Streptophyta; Magnoliopsida; Fabales; Fabaceae
Source: the annotation of a GenBank genome assembly